Molecule: messenger RNA, 1612 nt
Organism: Chironomus riparius
Lineage: Eukaryota; Metazoa; Arthropoda; Insecta; Diptera; Chironomidae
Source: the annotation of a GenBank genome assembly
CUUUACUCAUCGUGAACGGUUGAGUGAAUAAAUCAUGAAAAUUUUAAUCUACUUUUCGAUCUUCGUGCUAAGUCUAUAUUUUUGGUAUAGAAAAACUUUCGGUCAUCGAAACAAAUUAUUAUCAAAGUUCCCAGCUCCAAAGUCCUAUCCAAUUUUGAAUCAUUCAGUUCAUAUUUUUGGGAAAACACCUGGAGACAUUUUUCAAAUCUUUCAUGAGUUCAGCAUGAAGUAUGGUCCGAUCUGGAGAUUCGAAAUGAAUCCAUUUGUUUCAUUUAUUUACGUUCGAGAUCCAAAAAUUGUUGAGGAAAUUUUAUCAAGUCAGAAACUUAUUGACAAAGCUAAUGAAUAUGAUAUGUUGAAUGGUUGGCUAGGGACAGGUCUAAUUGUAUCAAGUGGAAAGAAGUGGCAUCAAAGAAGAAAAGUUAUCACUCCUGCUUUCCAUUUUAGGAUCUUAGAACAGUUUGUUGAUGUUAUGGAAAAGCAUGGAAAAACUUUUGUUGGGAAAUUAAAGGACUUUGAUGGACGUAGAAUUGACAUAUUCUCAAUAAUCUCACUAUAUACGUUGGAUGUCAUUUGCGAAUCUGCGAUGGGAUAUGAACUUAAUGCUCAAUUGGAUGAUUCUUCUGAAUAUGUUAAGGCUGUGAAAGAAAUAACUGCUUUAUACUUUAAAAGAAUUUAUGAUAUUAAGAAUCGGAUUGAAUUUAUUUACAAACUUACAAGCUUGUAUCAACGAGAAAAGAUAGUCACCAAGAAACUACAUGAUUUUACAAUGGAUGUGAUUAAUGCGAGAAGGCAUUACUGGAAUAAUCUAGGGAUUGAUAAGAAAUCGUCAGGUUCUAUAGAUGAUUUUGGUGUUAAGAAGAAAACAGCAUUUUUGGAUUUAUUGUUGCAAUCUAAAAUUGAUGGAGUUCCGUUGGAUGACAUAAGUAUUCGUGAAGAAGUUGAUACCUUCAUGUUUGCAGGACAUGAUACGACAAGUACGGCAGUUGCAUUUGCACUGCUAAAUUUAGCAAAGAAUCCCGACAUCCAACAGCUUGUUUUUGAAGAAUGUAAAGAAAUUUUUGGAAAUGAUUUUAAACGUGCAGCUUCAAUGCAAGAUCUGAACAACAUGUCAUAUUUGGAAAAAGUUAUUAAGGAGAGUCUUCGAUUGUAUCCUCCGGUUCCUGCUUAUUCUAGAAAUUUCCGUGAAGAUGUUGUGUUGGGUGGAUAUACUUUUCCAGCUAAUGUCAGCACUAAAAUACAAAUUUACGUCAUGGGAAGAGAUCCAAGUUUAUUUCCAAAUCCUCUCAAAUUCGAUCCAUCAAGAUUCGAAGAUGAAAGGAACAUCAAAUUAUUCUCUUAUGUUCCUUUUUCUGCUGGUCCGAGAAACUGCAUAGGACAAAAAUUUGGAAUGCUGGAAAUAAAAAGCAUCAUUUCAAAAAUCAUUAAAGAUUUCCAAAUUUUGGUUGAUAAAGAAGACGAAAAUCCAAGCUAUGCCCAAGAAAUUGUUUUACGACCUGACAAUGGGAUCAAUCUACGCUUUAAACUAAGAUCUGAUGAUUGAUAAAUUGUUGAAUUUCAUGAUUCAUAUACUUAUCGGAUUUGUGCUGUUUGGUAUGUAAUAAAAAUGUAA